UUCUGUCUGAAAAAUCGAUAACUCACGCCACCGUAACGCCGCCGCACAGUCGCCGUUGCCGUUUCCUCCCCACUCCAUUUUCAUCUUCAAUCUUCGAAACCAGACAUCUUUCGUCAACUUACUCUCUACCUACAUUUCACUUGCACAAACGAUCAGUGUCUUCAACUUCAACGUUCCUACCGGUUAGAUUCGAUUCCCAUUGUUUCUGCAGUAGGAGAAGCUGGAUUUCGCCAAGAGAUUAUGACGGCGAAGAAGAGAUUUGUAGCUGUUGCUUCCAGACGCCAAAUGCCGCCGUUUGUUUCUAAGUUUGUGAUCUCAUUGUUGAUACUCUUUUGUUUCGUCGCCUUUCUCGGACUCUUCUCUCAAUUAAAGCUUCAAUCGUCGUCCGUACCGACCGGAUUUUAUUUUGAUGACUUCCAUCUCGAAGAUUAUCGUUUGAAGAUUGCUUUCCUUUUUCUCGUUCGAGACAAUCUUCCUCUUGAUUUUCUUUGGCACAACUUCUUUAAGAAUGCAGAUCCCGAGAAUUUCACAAUUUACAUACACUCGAAGCCUGGUUUUGUGUUUAAUGAGUCAGUUACCAGAUCAGUGUUCUUCUACAACCGACAGUUGGAAAACAGUGUGGAGGUUGGUUGGGGUAAGCCAACUAUGAUUGAAGCAGAGAAGCUGCUGUUCAAGGCUGCCCUUAAUGAUCCAAGCAAUCAGAUAUUUGUUCUCCUCUCUGACAGCUGUGUACCACUAUAUGAUUUCAGUUACAUAUACACAUAUCUCAUGUCGUCUCCAAGAAGCUUCGUGGACAGCUUCAUUGAUGUCAAGGAAAAUCGCUAUAAUCCAGAGAUGUCCCCUGACAUACCUGAAGACAAAUGGCGGAAAGGAUCCCAGUGGAUCACAUUGGUCAGAAGGCAUGCGGAGAUGGUUGCAUAUGAUCAUGUUGUUUUCCCGAUCUUUGAGAAACACUGCAAGCGGCGACCGCUUCUAGACUUGAGCAAGGGAAACGAGUCUCUUAUAGAACAGCAGCAACACAAUUGCAUCCCAGAUGAACAUUAUGUUCCCACCUUACUUUCAAUGCGAGGUGUUGAAGAUGAAUUAGAGCGAAGAACAUUAACCUAUUCAUUAUGGAACCAGUCUACAGAAACGAUGAAUACACAAGCCUGGCAUCCUGUAACAUUUGGUUAUGCAAGUGCCAGCCAGAAACAUAUACAAGAUAUCAAGGAUAUCGACCAUAUUUAUUUCGAGUCUGAGAACCGGACCGAAUGGUGUGGUACUAAAUCUAGUAGUGGUUCUUGUUACUUAUUUGCAAGGAAGUUCUCACGUGGUGCAGCUAUGCGGCUUUUGACCAACGGGGUGGUUGGUCAGUAUGAUCCAAACACUUUGUUCCAAGACCUGACAUAGAUUCACUUCUUCGUUUUCUUCUACAGUCUUAGCAUAUGUAUACUUUGAGCUACGUGAUGUACAUAGGCAGGCGAUUGCAGAUAUAUAUACACCAAACAUCCGUCUUUAUGUGGGAGCAAUGACU
Messenger RNA from Cynara cardunculus var. scolymus (artichoke), 1513 nucleotides. RefSeq lists its product as uncharacterized. Gene Ontology annotation, cellular component: membrane. The record is from RefSeq and is a predicted model, not a curated record. Gene Ontology annotation, molecular function: glycosyltransferase activity. The coding region runs from base 241 to 1389 and encodes 382 amino acids. NCBI's taxonomy places the organism in Eukaryota, Viridiplantae, Streptophyta, Magnoliopsida, Asterales, Asteraceae. The transcript has 10 exons.